AUGACAUUUCAACCUCAUUACGGGAGUCUUAUGAAUAAUCAAAUUAAGUUCCGGCUUAAUGAACCGAUUCUUCAUAAGGCUGGUACGAAGCUUUCCGUCACUCAAUUGCAAGAGAUUAAGGCAAAGAUGUCUCAAUGCACUUUCAAUCGCGACGAUUACCCUGAUCUUCACGUUGCAGUCAGUGGUCAACCUCAUUAUCGUCAGUUACUCGAUGAGAACAACCAAGUUAUCGGUGAAUGGUUUAAGUUUAUGUAUCUUGACCAAAGCGAUAUCGGCAAAUUCAAUGAUCCUGAAAUUCUCCGUCUUCAUCAAAAUCUUGCUGAACACGUACGUGGCCAAUUCGAUUACGCGUCGCAGAAAUGGGAGUCAGGUUUCCAGAAAUUCGAUCAUCAUAUGACCGGUAACCGUGAUGGUCCGAAUACCGCCUAUACGACCGGAAUUGCUCUUCAAGGUUCUUACGCGGCGGCCCCUGCGGUACAUUCAACUUGGGAGAAAACUAAAGAUUCGGAAUAUAUGCAAUGGUUGGCCAAAUUCCAUUGUAUCCUCGGCGAUCUUGGUGGACGUGUCAUGUCAACUGUUAUGGACGACGUUUAUAAUCAAUUCACUAAGGAAAGACAUGAACGUUACAAUCCACCAUUUUUUGGGCCAUCUACUGGUUCACAAACCUAUUUCACUUCAUCGCAAAUCAACCGUAGUACCAACACGAUGAGAUUGCAAGGUACAGCUGCUGGUGUUCAUUGUGAUUCUACGGACGAUGAACUUUCCUUUUCGCUUGCACUUAACGUGUCAGUCAUCAAAGAUUCAACUUCGCUUGGUUACUUCUGGUUCCCUGAUUUUGAUACAUUGAUUCCCGUCAAACCAAUGUCGAUGAUUAUUUUUCAGGGUAUCGAAGAACACACCGGAAUGCCGAUGGUUCUAGAUAACAACGAUUCCUCAUCUCUCCCUUGCGGAUAUACUGAAGAUACCCGUUUCAACAUUAUCUGUUAUCCUAAAGGACCGACAAUGAAGAAUACUACUUAUCGGAAUUACGGUAGUUUUGUCAAUUCUGCACCGGAACGGCCUAACCUAAUGGCUGAUGCCCUUCCUAGUUUUGGUGGAAAGGAAAACUAUGAUACUUGGAGAGCUAGAGAGAUUUUAAGAGUUAAUAUUCCGAAUAUCAAGAAUAUUUUUGGAAAACACAUUGCAAUCAAUAUUGACGCUGAAGCUCAAUAUAAUUCGAUUUCUUUUCCGGAUAAUGAUUCGCAGUAUACACUCACUCCCUAUUCCGUUUCUCCAAACAAUUCUGUCGAAUUGGAAAAUCUUACACCACCGGAAUCACAAGCGGUAAUCGCUAAACAGCUUACCCCAUAUCAAACUAUUAAUAUCAAUGAUAUUUUUGAUAAUACUUUGUUUGAUACCUUUAUCGACAAGCUCCGUCAGAAAAUCAACUUUGUACGUCAUACGCCUUUCAAAUCAUCCAUCACCGAAUCAAAUUCGAACGCGAUAACAUCAUUGAUAACUAAUUCCAAUAUUGAAAAUCCGAUUUAUGAGAGUUUGAUUGAUAUUGCGGAAGAUGAAAACGAUAUCGAUGAUAUUUCUGAUAUUCAAACCUUUGAAUAUAAUUCAGAAAAGAAUCAAAAUCUUUUCGAUCAUAUCGGUGUCGACAAUGAUAACGAUAAUGAACCUCUAGUACGUACGAUUGAUGAUAUCAAUUCCUUCCAACUAUUUGAAUUAGGAGUUAUCGAGAACCAUAUUGCGACGCUCAAGGGAACAUCAUUAAUGACGAAGAAUCAACAUACGUUCUCAAUGCGCGAAGAAUUAAAAGAUCAAAUCCCGUUCCUUCCACCUGUUGAUCAAACCGAAAUACAAAAUGUAUCUCGUUUCAUUCCUGAUUUCUCAACUACAUAUUCCCGUAUUUUGGGAACGCUCUCAAAAAAAUCAAGUCAGCUAGAUCCUCUUAAAGGUGGUUUGUUGGCAGCUCAAGGCAAAUUAGCAUUCGAACAUAUGGAAAUGUUAGAACAUGAUUUUUUUGAUCUGUUCAACCCGACAUCAAAUAUCAUUCUUCCGCCAAACAGCAUUGCCUAUCGUUUACGGAAAAAAAUUGAUGAAUUAGUAGAUCCCUUAAAUGGAUCGAAUGAACCUGGCCUAAAGCUUUUCUUUUCAGCAGAGGAGAUUUUAGGUGAUAAACAUCAUAGCGGUUGGCAUCUUGAUGUUAAUCUCGAACCUGAUACACGGCAUACUUCUUCACCUGCAUUAAAAGCGAAAGCUUUCCAUAACGACGAAAAAUUGACUCCGGAAUUAUAUUUGUUUGUACCACAAGUAUAUGACUUUGCAUUUCGAUACGAUGUUAGUAAUAAGUUAUCGAGCCAAACUAUGGAUAAUAUUGUAUCCAUAAUUACCGAGGAGGAAAGUAUUAGGCCAGCAAUUACCGCUAUAAAUCAGCUUGCCAAAAUUCUUUCCGAACAUUUUGACAUUGAUCAAUUAUUACAACGACGUGGCACCAAAACCUUUAAUUCUUUUCUUGGUACCAAUACACAACAAAAUCGGGCUGCUCAACGUUCAACAAUCUUACCUGUCGGAAAUUCUAACAAACGUAAACGGUUUGAAAAUCCUAAAUCGAGAAAUGUUAAGCGAUCUAAAAUCGAACGCAUCAGACCAUUUCAACAACCAUUCGAACUUAACGACCUUGAUCUUGAUCGAUUGAAUGAAAGCCUUGAACCAAUUAUUGGUAAUCAGGCAGCGAUUGACGGAGCGUGUUCUCUUCUGAAAUGUUUUUAUUCAGUACUCAAAAUCAACGAAAUCUUUAUUGAGAUUCUGAAUCACCCAUCGCCGAUACAAUAUUUUGUAACGAAAACCUCAAAUAUUACAAAUUCGACAACUUUGAGAUAUGUUCGUGCAGCAUGUGGAAAGAACGUCGAUAUGGAUAAGCUUUUAUAUGCCAGGACUCAAGGUCCAAGCUUUAAAAGUUUGAUGAAAAGCUUAUCUGUCAAUAAUUUCAAUCCUGAUGGCUCACCGAUACUUCCGGAAUUUGGUGAUAUCAACAACUUGACGACUUUAGUUCGAAAGUGUCUUGUUUCCAGAACGGCUUGGCGAUUUCCAUCCUUGAUUGAACUCUACAGUGAUUGUGAAAAUUCUGAAGAUUUUCUUACUGCUCAAACGAUUUGGAAAGAUCAGCAAAGAGAAUUGAAUCCAAAUACCGAACCAAGCUUUCUGAUGCUUCGAGUCUACGGACAGUUGAGUAUGAAGCCAACUCAAGUUGAUCGGGUACUCACAUCACUUUCCCGAAAGUCGAACAGUCUUGCAACUUUUAUUCAUGGCUAUAUUUCUCGGCAAGAACAACCGACUUUCAAAAGUGUAAUGGAUUUGAUUGUAUCAUGGAAAAUCCCUUACUUUGCGUCAGGUGGUUUAUUGCCUUGGAUGGUUACAGGAGAUUUGUUUGAGAUUGGUAUUUGUCAACCACCGACAAUCAACGAUUUGGCGAAUAAAAUAUUACAUGCUGUAUCGGAGGGACCUCGCGGUGGUCUCAAAAUGGCGUAUGUACAACUACCGACUGCUCGUGCAGAAUAUCCUGAAGAUUCCAGAGAACUCGUACCGAUAUUGGACAGUGUUCUCAAUGCGAUGAAAGAGAAUUGGUCAGAUCUUUGGAGGAACAUCAGCGGCCAUCGACGAGAAUUGACAUUUUUAGACUUUGAACAUAUUUCAUGCAAAGUUUCAAGAAUGAAUCAAUUUAUUUCUAAUAAUUAG
Morchella importuna is the source of this 3723-nucleotide messenger RNA. RefSeq lists its product as uncharacterized. The record is from RefSeq and is a predicted model, not a curated record. Lineage: Eukaryota; Fungi; Ascomycota; Pezizomycetes; Pezizales; Morchellaceae. Bases 1 to 3723 code for a protein of 1240 amino acids. The transcript has 4 exons.